Messenger RNA from Pimephales promelas (fathead minnow), 5732 nucleotides. The record is from RefSeq and is a predicted model, not a curated record. Lineage: Eukaryota; Metazoa; Chordata; Actinopteri; Cypriniformes; Leuciscidae.
UAGUGCUGUCCAGGGGUCAAAAACUGAUCAUACCUCCUUCUGAAGCGCUCACAGAACGGCCUGCCUCCCUGAAGCCAUGCAGGACUCCGAAAUUCUGCUCAAACUUCUCUACUGUGUAAGUAUCAUGCAGCAAAUGACCUUAGUAUUGGGUGGCCCCACUCAAGAUGAUCUCAACUGUCCUGAACACAAAUCCCACUGUGUCCAAGAGUCACAGGAAAAAGACGAGGGAAAAGGAGCAAAUGUUGCCAUCUCUGGUUCUACUUCUGUUGCCAUGGUGGAAAUUGAGGAUAAAAGAAAAAAAAUGAGCCAACAUAUGAUGUCAUUUCCUUCGUCACCUGAUGAUUUAAGUGUACCAAGGGCAAUUUCAGAUUCGCAGACCCUUGCAAGUGGAUCUUUGGAAAGAUUACCUAACCUAGAGAUGGCAACAAUGAGGUGCCCAGCUGAUACUACAUAUGAAACGGAAUCUGAAUGGACUGAAUCAUCUGGUUUUUAUCAAGAAAGGGCAAUUGAAGAGUCCACAGGGGUGCUUGACACUGAGUGUCAACCUCGGACCAUGAGGGUGAGAAAUAUUAAUUCAACAGCAGGUGGAUACGUUCCACAAUCUGAAGAGUCUUUCAAGAUGAGCACUGCAGUCAAAUUAGAGGUCAAAGGUCAAACCAAGAAGAAGCCCUUGCCAACACCACAGUUAUCUGUUUCAACUCUGAAGAACAGUACAGCCUUUUCAAUGAACACAGCCACAAAUGUCCCUCUGACUGAUAUUUUAAAAACAGCCAAUGAAAAGUCUCAAACAAAAUCCAUUGAGGAUUCAAUCACAGCGCCAAGUGGUUCCCCUCAAAACCUUAACAAUGUAACGGAAACCAGCACCGGCAGAACCUCUGUCAGUAAAGUAAAGUCACAGGAGAAGAAUAAAGAAAUCAGAGUGACUUUCAGCCCUGGGGAAGCAAGUACUGCACUGAGAGAGAGAGAGCAAGAAAAUAUAAAAGAUACAGAUGAGACUUUACAGAUUAGACGUGAACAAAAAGCAUCUGUGAAUGGAGAAUCAGAAACUGAUGACUGUUAUUCAGGUGCUAUUGCUGCCUGUCCAGGACAUCCUACCACUGCACCAAGUAUAACAACAGAGAACCGCUCCAAUCAGAUGCAGAGAAACAUACACAGAGAAGGAAGUCUAGUACGAACACUGGGUUUCAGAGGGCCAAGGGGGUAUCCAGGCCCACCUGGCUUACCAGGCCUUCCAGGUGAAAAAGGAGACAAAGGCUACGCAGGAGUGAUGGGCCGGACGGGCCGGACAGGGGACAGAGGACCGUUUGGACCCCCCGGCAUGCCAGCUAUCAUAGUCUGGGACACGUCAGAAGAGGAGUGGCAAGUGUUCAAGAACAAGAAAUUCUACAAAAAACUACUGUCAUUGUGGCCGCAAGUAAAGGGAUUACCCGGACCUUCGGGACCACUUGGAGAUCAUGGACCACGUGGCCCCCCUGGAGUUCCAGGCAAACAGGGGAGGAAGGGAGAGCGAGGGAAACCUGGAAGAUCAGGAUCCGUUGGAAUGCCAGGACCACCUGGGAGAUCAGGACCAGAGGGCACAGCUGGCAAGAAUGGGGAGACAGGCCAACCUGGAGAACCUGGGGAGGAUGGCCCAAAAGGUUAUGAGGGAGAGAAGGGCAGUAAAGGGGAGCUGGGUGAGUGGGGUGACCUUGGGGAACAGGGGCUUCGGGGAAUCAAAGGAAAGAAAGGAGAGAAGGGGAAAAAGGGAGAGAAGGGUCUAGCCGGGGUAAUAGGAUAUAUUGGGCCACCUGGUCCCAGAGGACCACAAGGAUUCAUGGGGCCGACUGGUCCACCUGGACAGACAGGGGGGCUCGGGUUCACUGGAUCACCAGGAUCACCAGGACGUACGGGACCGAGAGGGUUGAAGGGAGUUCCGGGCGUCAACGGACCCCCUGGUCAGCUUGGUGAUAUAGGGCCAAGGGGGCCACCUGGCAAGCAGGGAGAGGAAGGGCCUGAUGGUAUUGUUGGUAGUCCUGGUGUUCCUGGACCACAGGGAAAACCAGGAGAAGGACAUGCAGGUCAAAAAGGAGAUCCGGGAAAUCCAGGAAUUGAAGGAAGCAUUGGAGAUCCAGGACCACCGGGUAUAAAAGGUGCCAAUGGAAAACCCGGAAAACUUGGACCCUCAGGUGAUCCAGGUCUGAAAUCCCAGCGUGGAAUUAAAGGAGAUUCUGGCCAAAAAGGAGAUCAAGGUCUUCCAGGGUUGCCAGGUAAACAGGGAUUCAGAGGCAGAGGAGGGCAUUCUGGUGUACAGGGAGAGAUAGGCCCACCUGGACCUGCUGGUUUACCAGGGCCCACGGGCUAUGAUGGACCUAUUGGAGAUCCGGGGAGACAGGGACAAGAUGGACUUAAGGGAGAGAGAGGUCCUCUGGGUAUCCAAGGUGUUCAUGGACCACGAGGUGACAAGGGUCGAAUUGGCCAAGGAGGAUUUUCUGGUUUUCCAGGACCUUUGGGGGAGAUGGGAAAAUCAGGAGAACAAGGACCUGAAGGAGAGCCCGGUACUAAGGGUAGACAAGGGGUCCCCGGAGGAAUUGGGUUUAAAGGUGAAAAGGGACUGCAGGGUGUUUUGGGGAGUAGAGGACAGGAUGGCACUCGUGGUGCACCUGGAUCGAUUGGAUCACCGGGAUCAGAUGGAGAUAGAGGACCUACAGGAACACGAGGUUUACAGGGAAAGCCUGGUGCACCAGGAAUCCAAGGUCCUAUUGGAAAAACUGGGGAACCAGGGAGCCGAGGUCUCGCUGGCAAACCUGGAAAGCCUGGAAUCAGGGGUGUCAAAGGCAGAGAGGGUUCAGUAGGGUUUCAUGGCAGUCCUGGGGAAAAGGGGAAGAAUGGCCCUGAGGGGCCAAAAGGAAAGCCUGGUCAGCCAGGUCCUCGAGGCAUACCAGGAGAGAAAGGCUACAUUGGACCGCCUGGACCACAAGGAAACAUAGGCCAGUGGGGUGAGGCAGGUCUGCAGGGGCCACUAGGAAAUCAAGGGCCCCGAGGACCUCCUGGGCCGAAUGGAGUGGCUGGGUACCCAGGUAAAGAUGGACCACCUGGACCCCUCGGACCUCCAGGAGAAAAAGGCAAUAAGGGACUGAAAGGAGCCAGUGGACAGAAGGGAGUUGCCGGUAUCGAUGGUGAGGAGGGCCCGGUGGGUGAAACUGGACCACUCGGACCAGCAGGAAGUAAAGGAUUGCCUGGUGAGAAGGGUAAAAAAGGGUUUCUUGGUGAACGUGGCCUAAAAGGAAUCCCAGGCGAGAGUGAAAAUCGAGGACCACCUGGAGCGAAAGGACCAAUAGGAAGAGAUGGGUUGAGUGGUGCUCCAGGGCAGAAGGGAGAUCCUGGAUCCCCAGGUGAAAAAGGUCAGCCAGGUGUAAGAGGUCAAUCCGGCUUGGUGGGGAAGUACGGUCGUGGGGGGAGCAUGGGAGAAGCUGGUGAUAAAGGCGACAAAGGUCUACGUGGACUUAUUGGUGAUACAGGAAAAAAUGGGCCUCCAGGUCCAAAGGGUGCUGUUGGGUUACUGGGUUUGCCAGGAAAAGAAGGAUUUGUUGGACAAAGUGGAAAGCAAGGGCUGAAAGGAGAACCUGGACUUAAAGGGGAUUCAGGGGGCCCUGGGAGGAGAGGAUCAAUUGGUGUUCAAGGUCCAAGUAAGAAGAAAGGAGAGCCUGGAAAAAGAGGCAAAAUGGGUCCAGUGGGUCAGCCAGGAGCUGUGGGUCCUCACGGUCUGAAGGGAAAGCAAGGAUCUUCAGGAACUCCAGGGGAAAGAGGAGUCAAGGGUCAAAAAGGGCCAAAAGGAGUGAGCGGUUCUCAUGGAAGGAGAGGCAGUAAAGGUGUUGCAGGAAAGCCAGGACCUCAAGGACCAAAAGGGAAAAAUGGCAAUCCUGGUCUCCGUGGAAAGCCAGGUCGUAGUGGAACAGAUGGACUGCUGGGAGUUAUAGGCACUGAGGGCGACCCAGGUGACAUUGGGUUCAGAGGACCUCCAGGGAGACCGGGUCUUCCAGGUAGUGCUGGCGCCCCAGGAAUACCUGGUUUGCAAGGGAGUCGAGGACUAUCUGGACCAAAGGGCUCUAUAGGACCGAAAGGGAAACCAGGGCCCACUGGGCUGAUAGGGCCGAAGGGGAUUCCAGGACUUCAAGGUGAAAAGGGAGAUGUUGGACUGAAAGGAAGUAAGAGCCAUAUUGGAAUUAGAGGAUUGCAAGGGCCCAUUGGACCACCAGGAGAAAAGGGAAAACAAGGUUCUCCAGGGUUCAAGGGGCGGCCUGGGCCAAAAGGCAUACAGGGUGACGCUGGUGCUCGUGGGCCUCCUGGUGACAAAGGAUUUCCUGGUUCAACUGGUCCACCAGGAAGGAAGGGUAUGAAAGGAGUUCAGGGAAUAUCAGGACAAAAAGGUGUGAAAGGUCGAAGAGGACCACCUGGAAAACCAGGUAUUCGCAGCAAGCUGACACCAGGGCUUCACACUUCACCUCAUUCUCAGAGAAAAGCCUCACUAAAUAAAGCAAGUUUGUUAUCACGAAAGUCUCGAUUUGAUGACCUCGAAGAUGGGAUUAAGGAAAAUAGCCACUCACAAGGAACCAAAGAGAGCCCAGCAACCACCUGCAGAGAGUUGAGUCUCAGCCAGCCUCACCUCAGAGACGGGCACUACUACGUUGAUCCUAACCACGGAUGUCCAUUUGAUGCACUCCGUGUUUUUUGUAACUUCACUGCUGGUGGUCUAACUUGUGUGUCUCCUGUCCAGUCUAAAAUUUCAGGAAUAUGGCCAUCAGUGGACAGCUCUCAAAAGGGGUUUAGUGAGCCUCACAGAGGCUUCAAGUUUGAGUACAGAGGCCUCGAUGUUGUCCAACUGCGAUUCCUACGCUUGCACAGUGACUCUGCCACACAAAGCAUCAGCCUGAAAUGUCCCAAAAAACCCAGCCCCGCUGCUGAGCGCAAGGAUACCACCAAGAGGGUGCUGCACUUACGAGGAGACUCCAAUGAAGAAAUCCAUCCAUCCCAUGUCAUCAUAUCACAGCAUGAUUGUGAGGUAACAGCACAGGUGAGGGUUCUGGGGAAUUCAGAGCUCCACAGAGGAGACAUGCAACUACUUCCCAUAAGAGAUGUUUUUUUAGAGAGCGGAGGGGAGAUCUUGGAAGGAAAUGCGAUCAUCGUCCUUGGGCAUCUGUGCUUCUUAUAGUCUCAUUCUCUUUCCAAAAAUAGAUGGUAUUCACAGAGCUCCUGGGAGGAAUGUAAUGUUCCCAGCUGAGCUGACAGUACAUUACAAUGAGACCUUGAGUAAUGUAUUAUAAGUAAUGUCUAUAAGUAAUGUUACCUUACAUUAUGUAAGGUACUUUAUGAUCAGUGAUUUCCAGCAUAGCUGAAUUUGCUGCCUCUCUGGGUUUAUAUUAUUCAGAUUUCCUGUAGACUGAAAGUGGUGCAAUAAUUGUUUGCGUGUGUGUAGUGAGCAUGUGAGAAUUUAUUUAGACUCGUGUGUCAGUGGGUUGUGAGUAUUUAUGAUAAUGAUUUAUUUAUGUAAGUUUUAAAGAUUUGUAUUCAAUACCUUAAUGUUUUACUUACUGAUAUAAAACAUUUAAAACCGUAGGGCAUUCUUACUUUCUGUAUUUUGCUAAAAAAUGUUAUGUUCUUUCUAGAAAUGUGUCAUGAAAUGCCCCCCUUUUUUGCAAUAUUCCUAAUUUUACAAUAAACAAAUCCUGGAUUACUACUGUUUUUUCUUUUUUUUU